AUGUCGAAGACGCUGUCGGACCACAGGCCCAUCACGGAUAUUGGCCUUGCUGCAUCCACUUGGGCCUACUCCAAUAGCUCCCUCAGUGAGCAUGAUGAAAUCAAAAUACCAAGGAACAUUGGAGGGGCUAACGUGGUUUUUGCUGAUGGGGCCUCUGUUUCCUCAGUCUCUUUGAUUUCGGACUUCUCCGCCGUGUCCACAUCCGAUCUAUCUCAACACACAUCCGUUCAAGAUGUAGUAGACCACUUGAGUAGCAUGGGCUUUGCACAAGCAACUCCCGAUUGUGUUCGCUUCAAAUACAUUCCGGAAAAGCUCCACAAGACAGCUGUUAUUAAAGUCCGUGAUCCAGACUUUGCCAACAAUCUUCUCCAGUGCCUUGGGGAUAGCCCUAUUCGCCUCAGAGAUGCGGAAGUUCACAUGUCGAAGAUGCAACUUGGAGGGGAGACAGAAUCCGGUAUGAAUCGACUCCAGCUUACUAGUGUUACAUGUUCAUGGUUCAAUCCUUCCAAGGUGGCGUAUCUCCAAUAUGAGACGGAUUGGAAAGCGAAGCAGGCACUCAAACGCAUCAAAGACUUGGACUCAAACCAACUCAUGGGAAGGAAGCUCGAUGUCAUGUACCAACCAGUCCGGUCCUUACAAGUGGGUAAUCUUGAUGUGAACACGAAUGAAGCUGGACUUCGGCGCUUUCUUCCUUCUCCACAGCCCCUUAACGUGACUUGGGGGCCUAAAUCUCACAUAUUGACUGCAAAACAGCUAGAGGAAAAAGCCCUCAUGGAACUUCGAUGUCACGGUACCCUCUUAGGAGAGUGUACCCCCAGUUCCCAAAAGGGGGGAAGUAGAACGAAAAUUAUCGCCAAGUUCAGCGAAACAGAGGCAGCCCGUAAUGCAGUCAAGAAGAUGCACGGAACCCGCCUCGAUACAAGCUCGAACGAUAAGAUGCAAGUCACUCCUCUUGUGUCCAUUAAAUUGUCGGUCUCUUCUCGAAUCCUAGCAGCCAUUCAACCACGGCUCAAUUCUCUUGUUGACCAGACAUGGCAAACGGAUUACGUUCAGAUCAAAAGCUACGAAGGUCCAGGCAAACAAUAUACCCAAAUCCGCAUUUUUGGUCAGUCCAGAGAACCAGUCGCUAAGGCCAAGUCGGCCGUGGAGAAGCUCCUUGCGGGCCAGAUCGUCGCCGACGGAAAUGGCCCGAUCACAGAACCGUCAUAUUUUAGACCUUCAUCAAAGAGCUUUCUGGACGAUCUUGGAGCCGCAAAUGGUGUUUUCAUACACCAGGAUCUGCGUCGAUCGGUUCUUCGACUAUACGGAGACGACACGGGUAUCGAACAAGUCAAACGCGCUCUGGUGGCAAAAUGUGCAGAGCUCAAGGAACAUUCCCACACUGUCAUUCUUGAUCCCGAGGCUCUGGCUUUUGCCCUCAAAGGGGGAUUUCGACAAAUUGUCGCUGCUCUUGGAAAGGACAAAGUGAAGCUAGAUAUCAUCAGCAAUCCGAAGCGAAUCAUCGUCGAAGGUUCCACAAAAGAUGUGGCCCAGAUACAGGAAAUCCUCACAUGGUCUGCAUCUCCUUCGUUGGAAACACAAAUCUCUGGGCUCUCCAUCAGCGUUGACUCCCCCGAGCUAUUGUGCCCGGUCUGCUUCACCCCACCGGAAGAACCUAUCAAGACAUCAUGCGAUCACUUCUAUUGCAGUUCCUGCCUCGUGUCGCAGUGCACGUCUGCCGAUUCUUUCCCGCUAAAAUGUCUUGGGGAGGGCGCUGUCUGCGGAUCUCCAAUAACUCUUGAUGAUGUGAAGAAAGUUCUUUCUAGGACUGAAUACGAUAAUCUUCUUCAGACAUCCCUGACCUCAUAUCUUCGCAGUCGAACAACCAAAUUCCAAUACUGCUCUACACCAGACUGUGACCGCUUCUACAGAAUCUCAAAGACUACAAACCCUCGAAUCUUUGACUGCGACGGCUGCCUUAGCUCGAUCUGCACGAGCUGCCAUCACAACCCCCACGAUGGGAUCACAUGUGAAGCCAACAAAGCCCUGAUCAAAGCUGCUUUGGAGGGAGAUGAAGAACUCGCUCAGUGGAAAAAGAAUAAUGAUGUGCGAGACUGCCCCAAGUGCGGGGUGCCGAUUGAGAAAGCGUUUGGUUGCAAUCACAUGGAGUGCAUAUCGUGCCGGACCCACAUUUGCUGGUUCUGUAUGAAGACGUUCGAUAGAGGGCAAGAUACCUACAAACACAUGGAGCAGACACACGGCAAUAUUGCUUGA
Molecule: messenger RNA, 2253 nt
Organism: Bipolaris victoriae FI3
Lineage: Eukaryota; Fungi; Ascomycota; Dothideomycetes; Pleosporales; Pleosporaceae
Exons: 1
Coding region: 1-2253 (750 amino acids)
Biological process (GO): protein linear polyubiquitination; proteasome-mediated ubiquitin-dependent protein catabolic process
Cellular component (GO): ubiquitin ligase complex
Molecular function (GO): zinc ion binding; ubiquitin-protein transferase activity; ubiquitin binding
Source: RefSeq, a predicted model, not a curated record